Molecule: messenger RNA, 924 nt
Organism: Pestalotiopsis fici W106-1
Lineage: Eukaryota; Fungi; Ascomycota; Sordariomycetes; Amphisphaeriales; Sporocadaceae
Exons: 1
Coding region: 1-924 (307 amino acids)
Biological process (GO): transmembrane transport
Cellular component (GO): mitochondrial inner membrane
Molecular function (GO): S-adenosyl-L-methionine transmembrane transporter activity
Source: RefSeq, a predicted model, not a curated record
AUGUCGUCCACGGCCAAACCAUCUCAGCCCCCCUUCGCGACAGCCCUCGUGGCCGGCGGCCUCGCUGGAACCACCGUCGACCUCUCGCUCUUUCCCCUCGACACACUCAAGACGCGGCUCCAGUCUGCCGCCGGAUUCUUCCCCUCGGGUGGCUUCAGCGGAAUCUACAGGGGCAUCGGGUCCGCGGUCGUGGGGUCAGCCCCCGGCGCCGCCUUCUUCUUCUGCACAUACGAGGGCGUCAAGAGCGCGCUAGCCUCACGGAGACGGCGGCAGCAGGACGAGCUGCUGCUCCUGUCGGGCGGUGACGGACUCCACGCGAAACAGCAGGGCGGUGGUAGCCGCUGGGUCGAGCCCGCCGAACACAUGAUUGCCGCGAGCUUGGGCGAGGUGGCCGCGUGCGCCAUCCGCGUGCCCACCGAGGUGGUCAAGCAGCGCGCGCAGGCCGGCCUCCACGGCGGCUCGAGCUCGGCAGCGUUGGGCGCGAUCCUGGGACAGUACAAGACAUCGGGGCUCGUCAGCGUCUGGAGGGAGCUGUACCGAGGCUGGGGAAUCACAGUCAUGCGCGAGGUGCCGUUCACCAUUAUACAGUUCCCGCUGUGGGAGGCGCUCAAGGCGUGGGGCCGGAGGAGAAAGGGCGACGACAGGCUCGAGGUCAGCGCGGCCGAGAGCGCUUUGUACGGAAGCAUUGCAGGUGCGGUGGCUGCCGCUACCACAACGCCUCUCGACGUGCUCAAGACGAGAAUCAUGCUAUCCAAGGAACGGAUAGGCGUCGUUCCCUUGUUGAGGAGCAUACUGAAGACUCACGGCGUACGGCCAUUCUUUGCCGGUAUUGGGCCCCGGGUUGGCUGGAUUAGUGUUGGUGGCGCCAUCUUUUUGGGAAGUUAUCAGUGGGCAGUAAAUGCACUGCAAGGGAAUAUACUAUAA